This is a messenger RNA of Podarcis raffonei (Aeolian wall lizard), 2168 nucleotides long. RefSeq names its product septin 5 (gene SEPTIN5). Gene Ontology annotation, cellular component: septin complex; microtubule cytoskeleton; septin ring. Gene Ontology annotation, biological process: regulation of exocytosis; cytoskeleton-dependent cytokinesis. The record is from RefSeq and is a predicted model, not a curated record. The transcript is spliced from 13 exons. Bases 190 to 1335 code for a protein of 381 amino acids. NCBI's taxonomy places the organism in Eukaryota, Metazoa, Chordata, Lepidosauria, Squamata, Lacertidae. Gene Ontology annotation, molecular function: molecular adaptor activity; GTPase activity; GTP binding.
GCAGCAGCAGAAGCGGCGGCAGCAGCAGAUUCUGGCUGACAGGCGCAUGCAGAGAGAGAGAGAGAGAGAGCUUUUUGUAGUCGGGAGGGAGGACCGGAGGGAGAGCAGCAGAUCGGAAAAGAGGGUGGCUCGCCUCUCCGGAGGAAGCUACAUCUGGUGCAAUCCCCUCUGAUCCCUUAAGAGAGAAAUAUGAGCACGGCCAUACGAUACAAAAGCAAGCUGGUCAACCCAGAAGAAAAACAGAGGAAUGGAGGCAACCUACAACCCUCGGAUCACCUUGACCACGAAAAGCAGUAUGUGGGGUUCGCCACUCUCCCCAACCAGGUGCACCGGAAAUCUGUGAAGAAGGGCUUUGAUUUCACCCUCAUGGUGGCAGGAGAGUCGGGCCUGGGUAAAUCUACUUUGGUAAACAGCUUGUUCCUGACAGACCUCUACAAAGACCGAAAACUUCUCAAUGCCGAAGAAAGAAUCAGUCAGACAGUAGAGAUUGUGAAACACACGGUGGACAUCGAGGAGAAGGGGGUGAAGUUGAAGUUAACAAUUGUCGACACACCAGGGUUUGGAGAUGCUGUGAACAACACGGAGUGUUGGAAGGCCAUCACGGAUUACAUUGACCAGCAAUUCGAACAGUACUUCCGGGAUGAGAGCGGCCUCAAUCGGAAGAACAUCCAGGACAACCGGGUGCACUGCUGCCUCUACUUCAUCUCUCCCUUUGGCCAUGGGCUGAGGCCGGUAGACGUGGAGUUCAUGAAGGCUCUGCAUGAAAAAGUGAACAUUGUUCCCCUUAUUGCCAAAGCCGACUGCCUCAUUCCUUCUGAGAUCAAGAAGCUAAAAGAGCGGAUCAGGGAGGAGAUCGACAAGUUUGGAAUUAAAGUUUACCAGUUUCCUGAGUGUGAUUCUGACGAAGACGAGGACUUCAAACAACAAGACAGAGAGCUGAAGGAAAGUGCUCCCUUCGCAGUCAUCGGCAGCAACACGGUGGUGGAGGCCAAAGGUCAGAGGGUACGAGGGCGGCUCUACCCUUGGGGAAUUGUGGAAGUGGAAAACCAGGCGCACUGUGACUUUGUGAAACUGCGGAACAUGCUGAUCCGAACGCACAUGCACGACCUGAAGGACGUCACCUGCGACGUUCACUACGAGAACUAUCGGGCGCAGUGCAUCCAGCAGAUGACCAGCAAGCUGACUCAGGAUAACAGGAUAGAGAGCCCCAUUCCGAUUUUGCCGCUCCCAACACCGGAUGCGGAAACGGAGAAGCUGAUCAAGAUGAAAGAUGAAGAGUUGCGUAGAAUGCAAGAGAUGCUGCAGAAAAUGAAACAGCAGAUGCAAGACCAGUGAAAAAAAGGAAGCUGGGAUGGAAGUUGCGAAGGAAAGGAACAUCCUUGUCACUGUCUGCAGUUCAGCUGGAAUCGCAGAUGCUUUAGGAAGGACUUUCCUGUUGCAAAAACAAAACAAAACAAAAACAAAGAGACUUGUGAGCAAGAGCGGCGCCCGUUCCCUCCCUCCCUCCUUCUCUCUAAUUCAGGGGUAGCCAACGUGGUGCCCUGCAAACACUGUCGAACUGCUAUGCCCAUCACAGGAAGUUGGCAGUCCAGCAGUGGCUGUAGGACAACAUGUCAGCUACUCCCUGCUCUAUUUCGACCAUAGCAACGUCUGUUAGUGGGAAGGCGGGAAGACGAGAGGGGAGAGAGGUCUCUUGCUGCGGACCUCUUCCACGAUCGGGAUAUUCCCUGCUCUCUCCACUCUUUCCUAGAUGUACUAAACUGUUGUUAAGGAGCAUUCUGGUAUUUAAAACCAACCAACCAACCACCGUUUCUAUGGCACAUGGAUUUUGAGGACUCUUGUGUAAAAUGCACGUUAACUGUUUACUUCUAACCAAGGUGCUGUGACCCUCCUCCUCCUCCUCCUCUUUCCAGCUCUCCCCACCCCUCCAUUUUGUCCUCAAACUUUCGGAGGUCACGGCAAGCUUUUGCAAGAAGGCCGACGAUACCUCUGAACCAAGUGCUGCUGACAUGAGCACCAACCAGCCUGACCUCUUGCCUAGGACAUCCCUUGGUCCUCUUCCCCACCAGCCGCUUUGAGAGGAUGAGCAGAAAGCUGGUUGGGUGUGUGGCGUUCUUUGAUGGUUUCUCAAAACAUUCCUGACAUGACGAUGAUGUUUUUACUAAGAA